AGAAACCAUACAGAUAGCAGACAAAUAGUUCCUAUAAAACUUUCCUAUCUUUGUAUAAGUUUUAGUUAGCGUUACCGAUCGGACAGAAAGUUAGCACAUCACCGUAAGACUUGACAUGGGGUCUGCUAGGAAGAGACCCACAGCUAAGAGUAACGAAAAAGAAGAGAAUAAUGGAGUUAAACCUAUGAGGAAUAAACAAACUACACAUAAUGCAAGAAAACCUAGAAUAAGUCCUACGAUAUAUGCAAUCUUUCUCUUCCUUAUCAUCAUUUUUAGCGUUGUUGUUUAUGUUACAUUUUUCAGUGACUCCAAGUCAGGACUUGGUAAGUAUUAAAAAUUCAAUUCUUUAAUAUCAACCAGAUACCAAUGUAUAUAAAUAUUACAAGCAGAUACUUAUUAACGUAUCAGGUAUUUUAAACAUCUGAUUAUUCAAUUUGUGUACGUACUUUUACCAUCUUAUAUCUGGAUGUUAACAAAAAAAAUAUGGAUUAGCACAUCCAAAUGUGUUCAUUGCUUUACGAUUUACAUGAUUAAAAAUAUACAUUCCAUAGUUUUACGAAGCGGCAUAUGAUUCUUGUCGCCACCUAUAUAUGGCAAAUGACACGUUAUUUUCUCUGUGAAACAGAUAAAUAUUUAUAUUCGCAUCCGUCAUCCUCCUCCUCCUCCUCCUCCUCUUCUUCUUCUUCUUCUUCUUCUUCUUCUUCUUCUUCCUCUUCAUCUAUUAAUAAUAAUAAUAAUAAAAAUUCUAAGGAUUCAAAAGACACUAAACGUUCAUUGGAAACAAAGGGAAAGCCACAAAAAGUAUACAAGUUUGCCGAUAUCACUAAUAAAGAGGAUAACAAGAUUAGAAAUCUUCUUGAUGAUGCUGAUAAAUUACUAAGUGACGGCAAUAUCGAAGAAGCUAAUAAGAAAUUUGAUUCUCUCCUUAUGAAGUAUCCAAGUAGUCCCAGAGCUAACUAUGGCAAAGCCUAUUCUCUAGAUUUGUUAUCUGAGAAAAAACAGAGUAAUACUUUAUUGGAAGCAUCAAUAUCAGCUUAUUCAAAAAUAUUAGACUUAGAUGAUGUACCAUCGGUAUUAUUAUUAAAAGCAGGUCUGAGAUUGUCCAAUAGACAAGAGUUCCGUGGUUGGUCUAUAAAAUCUGUUGUUACAAUGAAAAAGUUAAUUCAAAAAUUUCCGGAUAAAUUGGCGCUCAGAAAUAAAUUGGGUAUAGGCUAUAUGAUGAGUGGGAAAAUUGAAGAAGCAAGAGAGGUUUUCAAAGGUAUUUUGCUAAAGGACCCUAACGAUGGAUGUGCUCUUGUUCAUUACGGAUUCAUUUUGAAAACAACCGAUAGAAAUCCCAAUGAGUCUAUAUCAUAUUUACAAAAAGGAAUAGCCAGUAACGAUCCGGAAACCCAGCAUGGACGGUUUUACUUUCAUCUUGGUGACGCUCUUUACAGAGUCAAUCGGAUGGAAGAGGGCAUGAAAGUCUACGAAGAAGGGGCAAAAAAAAAUAUUUUCCUCUCCAAGUGGCAGCGUUCACUUUAUAACGUAGAUCGUCUGACUGGUAGACCAUGGUGGACAUUGGAACAAACAGGUGUAGCCAAACAGCUUGAUCAUAUAGCCAAAAAUUGGAAAACUAUACGAGACGAGGCUGUAAGUCAAAUGAAUACUAACUCUAAUCUUUUCGAAAAAGAAGACGAGGAUUUAACAGAUACAGGUGAAUGGCACCAAUUAACUCUUUUUCAAAGAGGUAAAGAGGUUUCAAAAAAUUGUAAAAGAACACCCAAAACCUGUGCUCUAUUUUCCGAGUUUUCUGCUGCCACCACGUGUAAAAGAGGUCAAAUCAAGUUCUCUAUUAUGAAGCCUGGGGUCCACGUUCACCCUCACACUGGCCCAACCAAUUGCCGACUUCGUGCUCAUUUAGGUCUUAUUAUACCCGAAGGACCCAAGAUAAGAGUUCAAGACUCUAUUCGAGGUUGGAAAGAAGGUGACUGGAUCGUAUUCGAUGACUCAUUCGAACACGAAGUUUGGCAAAAUGGAACCAGCUUAAGAAUGGUCCUAAUUGUUGACUUUUGGCAUCCAGAAUUAACAUUGAACGAAAAAAAAGUGCUAUCUCCAAUAUAACUUUUUCUCAAGUGUUAAGCCCAUCACAUUGCUCGAAUUCUUUCUUCUCCAUUGUUUAGUUGUCAAAAUUGAAAUCACUAUAUAAGAAAUUUGAAAAUUCUUUGUCACAAAUUUACAUAUAAAAAUGAAAUGUAUAGUGGCUUAUUAGAUAGCUAUUACUAAUAGUAUAAUCCUAAAAACCAUAACAAAAUAAAUAGCGCUAACUG
This is a messenger RNA of Dimorphilus gyrociliatus, 2309 nucleotides long. The record is from the annotation of a GenBank genome assembly. Lineage: Eukaryota; Metazoa; Annelida; Polychaeta; Dinophilidae.